Danio rerio (zebrafish) is the source of this 927-nucleotide messenger RNA. The record is from RefSeq and is a predicted model, not a curated record. Lineage: Eukaryota; Metazoa; Chordata; Actinopteri; Cypriniformes; Danionidae.
AUGAUGGAUUCAGAGGACAUUUAUGAAAAUAUUCAGUGUGGAGAUUUUCAGGACUCGACUGGACCUCAAACACACAAUCACAACCAGGAUGAAGAAAAAGAUCGAGAACACGGAAGAUGCAGAUGUGUGAUGGUGUUGUUGGUGUUUGUGGGGUUCAUCUGUGCUCUUCUGCUGCUCUUCAUCACACUGCAGCACAUCAGCAUCACAGCAGAGAGAGAGCUGUUAAAGACUUACAAGAACACAGUUGAAGAGCUCAAUCACACCAUCAGCAGCUUACAGCACGACAACACUGAUCUGAAGACUGACAAACACCAGCUGGAAGAAAAAUACAACUCUAUGAGUCUGGAGAAACACCAGCUGGAGACCAAAUACAACUCUCUGAGUCUGGAGAAACACCAGCUGGAGACCAAAUACAACUCUCUGAGUCUGAAGAAACAGCAGCUGGAGACCAGUGUCGAUGAUCUCAGUGCUCAGAAGAGCCAGUUACAGAACAACUCUAACUCUCUGAGUCAGAAGAAACUGGAGCUGGAGAACAGAGUCACGUCACUGAGUGAUGAACUGAAGAAGGCUUAUUCUCAAUAUGUUUUCUUGUUAAUGUCCACUGAGGAGAAGAGCUGGUCUGACAGCAGACAGUUCUGCAGGAAUCAUGGAGGUGAUCUGGUCAUUAUUAAGAGUGAAGAGAAGCAGAGGUUCAUAUCUUCAGUAGUCAAGGAUGACUCAUGGAUUGGCUUGUCUGACACACAGACUGAGGGCACCAUGAAGUGGGUGGAUUAUUCACCACUGAAUCAAGGGUUCUGGGCCAGUGGUGAGCCGAAUAAUGCAGGUGUAAAUGAAGACUGUGUUGAACUGACGCCUACACGACCCGUCCUGAACAACUGGAAUGACGAACCGUGCUCAAGAGGGAAAAAAGGCAUUUGUGAGAAAUAG